Molecule: messenger RNA, 2315 nt
Organism: Scylla paramamosain (green mud crab)
Lineage: Eukaryota; Metazoa; Arthropoda; Malacostraca; Decapoda; Portunidae
Exons: 8
Coding region: 783-1493 (236 amino acids)
Source: RefSeq, a predicted model, not a curated record
UCUCUCUCUCACACACACACACACACACACACAUCUAGGAUUAAUGUUCCGUGUGGAGUCUGGCAACGUAACGCUUCAAUGUAUGACUCGAGUCAGCGCGGGUUAGUCUCACGUGACAAUAAAGGCCAUUGAAUAUAAGUACGUCCCCUGGAGAUUUUAUAUUACACCUCAUCUUUAAUUCACGUAUCCUCCUACACACUAAAGAAUGGUAUAAAUAUUUCCCGCACUGUCAGACCGUGGACAUUUGGCUCAGCUGCGUGAACAAUACUCCAAACAACGAACCUUCGAACUGAGACACUGAACCUGUAACUCUCAGCCGCCUUAGUCCUGCUCGCCUCGCCACUGCCGCGUGGUUACGUCAAGACAGCGGGCGGCCGCGUACUAGUUUCCUUAGUACUUGUGCGUACGUGUCAAUACCGUGUGCUGUAAACUGCUGAACGAACUGAGAUACUCAUUCAGUUUUGGUCGCCUCUCCAUUAUCUCGUGGUGACGUAAAGGUGACGGCCCGUGUGUUAGUUUCCCCGGUAAUUGUGCCUCCGUAACAUUACUGUGUGCAGUGGUCGUGAGAACUGCGAGGCGGCGGUGCAGACUGUGCCGUGGAGAGCCGCGGGGUGUUGGAAUCGCCUCUCAGUCACCUUGAAGGCGUCAUAUUCCCUCCCUGCUCUUCCCCGUGUCUUCCUGUCGAUGUUGGCCAGACAUUUGUGGGCAAACUGCUGGCAAAGACUGCUGAGGGACACUUUGAGGUUAUCCAGAGGCUGUGUGUACCAGAUGAGGCCGUGUCAAUGCUCACCUUUGAGAACGUCAUAUUUGAGGCGCCAGACGUGAGACAGCAACUCAUAGCCAAGGUUGCUGUCGUCUCCGCUAGCUGGACUGGUGGUGUAUCCCUCACAUCUGGUCAUCAAGGAGUACCCCAUGGUCAAGUCCUUGCACACCGAUCUGUUCUGAUGGAAGCAGUUGGAGGGUGUGGAGGAUGUGCACAAGGAUGGCCAAGGAAAUCCUUCUCAAAUACCCAGAGAUCCUCCAUGCCGCCCACCCCUUCUUCCUCUCCCUCAAGUUUGUGGGUGCUGGUGGCUCUCUCCUGGAUGGAGCAGUUUUUGUGGAUCUAUUUACCCAAGAACAACUUGUCAACAAUUCCUGUAGAUGUCGUCAUCAGUGAGGUCAGUGUUAGAUACCAACUUGCUGCUCAGGUGUCUGUUGUACCUGCUGGCUGGCAUCUCCACUUUGUCUCUCCUGGUAACCAAGUCUGCUUGGUGGUGUAUCCUGAAAAUUUGAAGAUCCAGGAGAACUCUGUCACCAAGAACCUGCAAAUGAAUGUCAUUGGGUGGCUGAUGGCAGCUCCUCAAGUGAACCCAGAGAUCACUGGGCUAAUAAAGUACAGUAUGAUGGGUGCCUUGGAGAAGCUGUGCCUUGAGUUGAAGGCUGCAGUCACCUUCAGAAAAGAGCAAAGCUGCAACAAGUCAUCCAAGUACUUUGUCAAGAAGGUUUUAUGUUGAAGGCAACCUCCUGCACUGCUCUCAGGAGAACAGUGGGACUCAUGGAUGCCUCCAAGACCCACAGAGGAUUGGAAGGCAUAAAUUCAAUCUUGGAUAACUAUUGACAUUUAAAACUGGUGACUCCACUUGUCAGAUUGUAGGUGGGAAAGUUUAAAGGGUUGAUUGAUGGGAACAUUGUUGAUCUUAAUUUUUUUUUGGUAAAGUACUGUAAAUCACAUGCAUGUGAAGUUUCAAAUGGAUGAAAUAGCAUGAAUGGUAUUGUAGUUGAAUUGUUCUUUGUAGCUGGAAAAAAAAUUAGGGUUGAUUAAUGGGGAAACUAUUGUUCAAAAUCCUUUUAUUGUAAACUAGAUCAUGUACAUAGUUGUGAAUUUUUUUUUUGGAAUGAAAUAGCAUGAAUGAUAUUGUAGUUGUUUGUGUUGUACUAUGGGUAAACCAUUGGAAAAAAUGUAGUAGUUGUGAACAAAAUUGGAUUAACUAAACAUCCCUGAGGUUGUAGUUGCGAAAUUUUGGUGUAAAUUAAUGUAAACAAUGAAAUAGUUACUUAAUCAUUAAAGUUUUAAUCUUAUAUUAGGAGUCAUUGGAAAUUAGCUAAAAUAAACACCCUUAUAUCAUCUUAACCCUAUAAUGACUAACCAACUUUCCUCUCAAAUCAUGGCAUAGUUUUAACACAAGUAAACAGUGCACAGCUUUGCCAAAUGUUCUCAUAAAUCUGUGUUGGAAAUAUAGUCUUCAUCAAGCAUUAUUGUUGUGUGAGUUAUCAUUGCUGUCAUGUGUUGUUUUAAGGAGACACUGAUUUUGCAGUUUUUUUUUUUUUUUUUUUUU